AUGAAGAAUGUGAAGGCAUCAAAUGAACUUACUUCAAAUGGAAGGAUGCAGAAUGCAAAUGCAUCAAAUGAACUUACUUCAAAUGGCAGGAUGCAAAAUUUAAAGGCAUCAAAUGAAUUUACCUCAAAUGGCAGGAUGCAGAAUACAAAAGCAUCAAAUGAACUUACUUCAAAUGGAAGGAUGCAGAAUGCAAAUGCAUCAAAUGAACUUACUUCAAAUGGCAGGAUGCAGAAUUCAAAGGCAUCAAAUGAACUUACUUCAAAUGGUAGGGUGAAGAAUGUGAAGGCAUCAAAUGAACUUACUUCAAAUGGCAGGAUGCAGAAUACAAAAGCAUCAAAUGAGCUUACUUCAAAUGGCAGGAUGAAAAACGUGAAGGCAUCAACUGAAUUUACUUCAAAUGGCAUGAUGCAGAAUACAAAAGCAUUAAAUGAACUUACUUCAAAUGGCAGGAUGCAGAAUGCAAAUGCAUCAAAUGAACUUACUUCAAAUGGCAGGAUGCAGAAUACAAAAGCAUCAAAUGAACUUACUUCAAAUGGCAGGAUGCAGAAUACAAAGGCAUUAAAUGAACUUACUUCAAAUGGCAGGAUGCAGAAUACAAAGGCAUUAAAUGAACUUACUUCAAAUGGCAGGAUGCAGAAUACAAAGGCAUCAAAUGAACUUACUUCAAAUGGCAGGAUGCAGAAUACAAAAGCAUUAAAUGAACUUACUUCAAAUGGCAGGAUGCAGAAUGCAAAUGCAUCAAAUGAACUUACAUCAAAUGGCAGGAUGAAGAAUAUGAAGGCAUCAAAUGAACUUACUUGA
Molecule: messenger RNA, 801 nt
Organism: Saccoglossus kowalevskii
Lineage: Eukaryota; Metazoa; Hemichordata; Enteropneusta; Harrimaniidae
Source: RefSeq, a predicted model, not a curated record